AUGCCGGGUGACGGGAAGGACUCUGGCGUGGCCAUCAACAAUCUCAACCUCAACCGCGAUUUUGAAAUGUCUGCCACAGAGUCUCCGCCCACUCAGCCCAUCAAGUCUCCAAGGAAAGUGGAACCAACAGCGAGCACUAUAGGACCAGAGAUUGUUGUUGUCCCUCGCUCGGAGCGGCGAGGCCUGCUGAGCCGAUUCUCCGUCAUUCCUGAGAUCACCAACCCGCCGGCCCUGGCCGAGGUAGCGCAUGACCUCGAUACGACCCCGACGGUUGCGAACUUGUCGGUGGCACUCUACUUGCUCGCCAUGGCUUUCACUCCUAUCUGGUGGUCCGCACUGUCCGAGAAGCAUGGACGGCGAACGACCUAUCUCCUCUCCUUUUUUCUCUUCUUGGCUUUCUCCUGCAUCAGUGCCGUCAGUGUCAACGUCACAAUGUUGAUCGUUUUCCGAGUCCUAAGCGGUGGAGCUGCAGCUUCCGUCUUGUCCAUGGGCGCGGGAACCGUCGCCGAUAUCUGGGAUCCGAAAGCACGAGGCAAAGCUAUGGGAGUCUUCCAGCUGGGCCCUCUCUGCGGGCCCGGUCUGGCGCCCGUGAUCGGUGGUGCUUUAACUCAGGGUCUCGGCUGGCGGAGUACCCUCUGGUUUCUCACCAUCUUUGGCGGUGUGAUGCUGAUGUUCAUUUUCCUGUGUUUGCCGGAGACGAUCGCAAAGCGUGAGCCAAAGCCGCAGACCGAAAAGCAGAAGAACACCAGCAUUUUCGUCAAAAUAUUUAUGUCAAUCUUUGGCCCGUUCAAGGCGUUGGCCCUGCUCCGCUUCCAGCCCGUCAUCGUCGUAAUUUGGUCUGGCGUCAUCGCCUUCUUUACCAUGUACAUCAUGAAUGUCUCCAUCCAGGCCGUCUUCGGCAAGGCCCCCUACAAUUUCAGCAUUUUGGAGGUGGGUCUUGUAUAUUUAGCACCGACAAUCGGGUACGCCAUCUCGUCAAUUUUUGGUGGUCGCUGGAUCGACCACAUCAUGGUUCGUGAGGCAACCAAGGCCAAUCGCUACGAUGAUAACGGCAAGCUCAAGUACUUUCCCGAGGACCGGAUGAGAGAGAAUAUCUGGCUGGCUUUGACACUGUAUCCAGCCUCGUUGAUUUGGUACGGCUGGUCCGCUGAAAAGGGUGUGCAGUGGGCGGUCCCUUGUGUCGCCUCUAUCUGCUUCGGGCUCGGCAUGAUGCUUGUCAUGGGCACUGUGCAGACCGCUCUGACGGAGUUCACUCCCAAGAAAGCAUCUAGCGGUGUUGCCGUGGCAAAUUUUGUGCGAAAUAUCCUUGCAUGCACUGGAGCCGUCGUCACUCAACCCAUGCUCAAUGGGAUCGGCAAUGGAUGGAUGUGCACUAUGAUUGCUCUGAUCGCGUUUUUCACGGGUAUUUCGGCCAUCCUUUCUCUCCGCAUCUGGGGGCCCCAGUGGCGGGUGUUGAUGAACCAGAAGUUGAAUGCCCCAAAGCCGUAA
Molecule: messenger RNA, 1488 nt
Organism: Penicillium psychrosexuale
Lineage: Eukaryota; Fungi; Ascomycota; Eurotiomycetes; Eurotiales; Aspergillaceae
Product: MFS transporter
Exons: 3
Coding region: 1-1488 (495 amino acids)
Biological process (GO): transmembrane transport; intracellular polyamine homeostasis
Molecular function (GO): polyamine transmembrane transporter activity
Source: RefSeq, a predicted model, not a curated record